Eurytemora carolleeae is the source of this 1837-nucleotide messenger RNA. RefSeq lists its product as uncharacterized. The record is from RefSeq and is a predicted model, not a curated record. Lineage: Eukaryota; Metazoa; Arthropoda; Copepoda; Calanoida; Temoridae. The transcript has 10 exons. The coding region runs from base 131 to 1837 and encodes 568 amino acids.
CUUCUCAUGAAAACGUGUAAAGCUUGUGAGAAGUGCAGAAUAGUUACUAGUUAGCUAGACAUUAUACUGAACAGUGAAAUUAAUAUGAAAAAAAUGUCUCUUCAGACUUUAUAAGAAUGUGAUUUAAAAAAUGGAGAAUUUCGUGAUAGGAUCUUCCCCGGGUCUUGGGGUCAGCUCAUUGAGCGAGGGUAGCUCUGUAGGAGAUUCCAACGGUGGAGUUCAUGGUUGUCAACUCAAGCUUGGGGAUAGGCCAAAGCGACCUCCUGCAAUUGAACGAGAAUCCUAUCUAAAAUUCUCACGACGAAAAUCUUCUUCUCAACUGGCGCUGGAGACUGAAACAAAAAAUCCGCCAAACACGACAAAUCCUGGAAAAUCCACGAGUCCACCCCAUGUUAGUAAUCCACUAAACCUCUCUCCGAGUCCUAGUGUUCACUCUUUAAAAUACUCAAGCUGUGAAAAUCUUGGAAAUGUGAAAGAGAAGCAAUCAAGUUUCAAAUUAACAGACCGUGAACCGGAGAGGAUAAAAGAACCAAUUUUGUUCCAACAACCUCAGCUUAAAACGUCGUCUUCCAUUGGAUCUUUCCUAACUAGAAAAAUCGAAGAGAAACCUAAACCCGAAACUCCUACAGAAGUUAGAACAAGUCUUGAUUGUGCUUCCAUAGCUAAGAAGGUGUUCAGAGAAAAACUAGGUUUAGCUUUUAAAACGGGCACUUCACAAACAAAGAUAUCAUCUGAGGACCAGUCAAAGAAAAACGGUGGAGAGAUAAAAGAAGAUGGAGAAUUGAGAAAUGGAAUGCCCAAUUCUUCUUCUGUAGAGGGAAAGCUUAGUUUUAUAAAAAAUCUGCAAGUUAACAAAAUGCAUAUUAAAGAGGAGUGCAGUUGGUCUCCAACUGCAGAGGCCACUGCAGAAGAUUUACACGGUACCUGCGCAGAAGACCGAAAACAAACCAACUGCUCAUCCAGAAUAAACCGAAAGGUUUCUGACACAUCCGACCCAACCCGACCUCAGUUUAAGCCAGGACCUGAAGAAAUACGGGGAUGCGUUGAUUCUGACAUAUCAGAUUCGGAAGCAGAGGGUGGGAUGGCGGGCAUGUCCGAUACCGGAGUAAAUGGACUCCGAGCCUCAUUAAAUACCGGUUUCAAUGCGCCCUCUGGCAAGUGUGACAAGAUGUCCACUGAGAUCAAAACUCCAGUUAAUAGGUUUGACAGCUCAGUGGACUGGAAAGGAAGAGGAGAAGGAGGAGGAGGGGUGAAGGAGGAAAGGAAAGACACAAUAGAUAGUGGAAUCAGUGACGGAAGUCCGGGUUCUCCAUGUUCCGACGCAGAGACUUCAACUCCUUUAACUAGCGUUAAAGUCACCAGAAAUAUUUCACAAAUUGAAGCUCUGAUUAAACGCAUCAAUGACGAGAACAAGAAGACUAAGGAGGUUCUGGAGAAGAUUGACAGGGGGGAGUACACCAGAGAGAAGAGGGAGGAGAAGGAAGGAAAGGGGAAUGAGGAAGGGGAGGAUGAGGCUGAGGAUGAAGGAUCUAGUAGUAGAAUAUCUUAUGGAGGAUCCUGGGAGAAUGAUAAGUUGGAGGAUGUAAUUUGGGCGAGCUCUAUGGAGAAUAAGAGAUAUCCAAUUGUCGUCUUCAACACAACUGCCAUUAGUCAUAGUUCAAGUUCAAUAACGCCAGUUGGUGCUAGAUAUCAUUUAACAUUUAAGGUUGUUCAAGCUGAUGCCAAGAUAGUUAGCCAAAUAUUUCAUGCACACGGAUUCCAUGAGGUUGGAAGUUUGAACCAGGAUUCAUGCCCCAACCCCAACAAAAAUAAAAUAUGUGAUGUUACUUCUACAUAA